Messenger RNA from Cynara cardunculus var. scolymus (artichoke), 2307 nucleotides. Its product is annotated as mechanosensitive ion channel protein 2, chloroplastic-like. The transcript has 15 exons. The record is from RefSeq and is a predicted model, not a curated record. The coding region runs from base 67 to 1974 and encodes 635 amino acids. Lineage: Eukaryota; Viridiplantae; Streptophyta; Magnoliopsida; Asterales; Asteraceae. Gene Ontology annotation, biological process: transmembrane transport. Gene Ontology annotation, cellular component: membrane.
UCCGCGCCAAAUAACCAGCCAAUUUUCCUCUCAUUCCUUGCCAUAGAGCUGCAUUCUCUUCAGACGAUGACUUCAGCUGGUUCUUUGAAUUUUUCUCACAAAUGGGGAAUUUGCAAGAACCAUCGGUACAACAAGCAGUUCAAGAAUGUCAUGUGUACUCGACAGGGCAUCAUUAGAAGUGACAAACUGCAUAUAAUACCAGCCAGUCUCUCAUCGGUUGCUUUGCGACAAGAUUCUUUGAGUAUCAAUCUUUCAGUUCAAUUACAUCAGCCAUUGAGCACUGGUUCUCAUAGAUAUAAUCUACUUAAGUGCAAUUGCUUUUUGAAUCCAGACCUUGGGACUUCUGCAGUAAAGAAUGGUGCUCUUGCUUUAUCAAGCGCUUUGCAAGGUAGACCUAUUAUGUUCAAGCUACUUCCAGCAGUGGGUAUUGUCGUGUUUGCUGUGUGGGGUCUUGGGCCGCUAAUGCGUCAAAGCAGAAACAUUUUUCUUCAUAAGAGUGAUGGGAGUUGGGGAAAGAGUAACACACAUUAUGUUAUGACCUCUUAUCUUCAGCCUUUGCUGCUAUGGACAGGAGCAACACUUAUCUGCAGAGCAUUAGAUCCAAUUGUCCUGCCAUCAGAAGCUAGCCAAAUUGUUAAGCAACGACUCUUAACUUUCGUGAAAUCAUUAUCGACUGUGCUUGCACUUGCUUACUGCUUAUCCAGUGCAAUUCAACAAACACAAAACCUUUUCAUGGAGACAAAUGAUGCUACUGAUACAAGAAAGAUGGGAUUCCAAUUUGCUGGCAAAGCUGUAUACACUGCAGUAUGGGUUGCUGCUGUAUCACUUUUCAUGGAGUUGCUAGGUUUUUCUACCCAGAAAUGGCUAACUGCAGGAGGUCUUGGGACAGUCUUGCUGACACUUGCUGGCCGUGAGAUAUUCACAAAUUUUCUCUCAAGUGCGAUGAUUCAUGCAACCCGGCCAUUUAUCGUCAAUGAGUGGAUUAAAGCUAAGAUUGAAGGCUAUGAAGUUUCUGGAACUGUAGAGCAUGUUGGGUGGUGGUCACCUACAAUUAUAAGAGGUGAAGAUCGUGAAGCUAUUCACAUUCCAAACCAUAAGUUUACGAUGAACGUAGUGAGAAAUCUCACUCAGAAGACUCACUGGCGUAUUAAAACUCACCUAGCUAUCAGUCAUCUCGAUGUCAACAAGAUUAAUAGUAUUGUAGCUGAUAUGCGGAAGGUAUUGGCAAAGAAUCCUCAAGUAGAACAACAGAGAUUGCAUAGGAGGAUUUUCCUUGAAAACGUUGAUCCUGAAAAUCAGUCCCUUUUGAUUCUGGUGUCCUGCUUUGUGAAAACGUCUCAUUAUGAAGAAUAUUUAUGUGUAAAGGAAGCGAUCUUGUUGGAUCUUCUGAGAGUGAUCAGUCACCACCGGGCUCGACUUGCAACUCCAAUCCGUACAGUUCAAAAGAUAUAUAACGACUCCGACUUGGAUGGUUUCCCCUUUGCGGAUUCAGUAUUCACCCGUGGUCGAGCACCUUCAAAUCGCCCCUUGCUUUUAAUUGAACCCAAUUACAAAGUCAACGGAGAAGAAAAAUCAAAAGGCCAAAACAGCAGCAAGAAGUCAAAUAGCAAGGUAGAAGGGAACUCCAAAACCAAAGAUACACCACCGUCACCACCAGCAUCUGAUGUCAAGAGCAUUGAUAAAGUACCUUCUGAUUCAGCAGCAGAUAAGAAGCCAAACUCAGAUGAAAAACCAAACAACAAAGUUGCAGAUAGCAGCAACAAAGCAAUGGAAAGUGAGAAGCCAAGUGUAACAGAACAAAAGCCGUCGCGGCCGCCUGCAAUGGAAGAAAAUAUUGUUCUUGGUGUUGCUUUGGAUGGUUCGAAAAGAACUCUUCCUAUUGAAGAAGGAAUGGAAUUGGAUAGUGAAGUAAAGGAACUGAGUAAAAGCCUCACCACAAAAGAUAAGAAGGAUGGUAGCACAGAUAACAAGUAAACAAGUUGGCUCCCAACUCUAGAUUUUGUGACUACAAAUCUUCACGAAUUCCUUGCUGGUGGUUGGGGUAGAUAGGUUUUCGACUACAUAGGUAUGCGAUUUGAUUGGAUUGCACAUAGAUCACUGGCCAGCCACUGCUCAAAGGGGGGAAUAUGAAGGAAUUAGAAUAGUCGAUCCCAUUGACAAAAUUUGGUUAUUGCAUAUUUGCAUCUGGUUCCUUCUUUCUGGUUCAGUAAGGAAUUCAAAUUCAUGGGUGUUUGGUAAAGAAUGAUGUUAUAAGUUGAUGCUGAUGUAUCCUUGAAACCAAGCAAAUAAGCACAGAUUGUCGAAUAA